This is a messenger RNA of Corylus avellana, 486 nucleotides long. NCBI's taxonomy places the organism in Eukaryota, Viridiplantae, Streptophyta, Magnoliopsida, Fagales, Betulaceae. The record is from RefSeq and is a predicted model, not a curated record.
AUGGUGACAUCAUAUUCCAGCACAAAUGUAACGUUGGUAGCAACAAGGAUGAUGGUGUUGAUGAUAUAUUUGUCCAUGUGUUGGACAUUUGAUAAUGUUGCAGCAAUAUCAACAGAUUCAUUUUUCCAACGCAAGCGAGCAACGGUGACAAUAAAUAAUGCACUGGGAAACACCACACAACUUCAGGUUGAUUGUAAGUCAAAAGAUGACAAUCUUGGUCAACACCAGAUCAACACAGGUGCCAACUACAGCUUCACAUUUAGACCAUCUUUGUCGGGGACGACAUUAUUCACGUGUAAUUUUACGUGGGCUCUUAACGCUUACUCGUUUGAGAUCUAUAACCAACACAGGGAUCAUACAAAUUGCAGGGCUUGUGUUUGGCAGAUUAAGACUAAUGGUCCAUGUGAAUAUAGCUAUGAAACUGAGACUUAUAAGUUGUGCUAUACAUGGAAUAAUAUUACAAGUGGCCAAGCUGCACCGGCGUAA